Trichomycterus rosablanca is the source of this 1215-nucleotide messenger RNA. Its product is annotated as neuronal acetylcholine receptor subunit non-alpha-2. The coding region runs from base 58 to 1215 and encodes 385 amino acids. The record is from RefSeq and is a predicted model, not a curated record. The transcript is spliced from 5 exons. Lineage: Eukaryota; Metazoa; Chordata; Actinopteri; Siluriformes; Trichomycteridae. Gene Ontology annotation, biological process: monoatomic ion transmembrane transport; nervous system process; signal transduction. Gene Ontology annotation, cellular component: plasma membrane; synapse; neuron projection. Gene Ontology annotation, molecular function: acetylcholine-gated monoatomic cation-selective channel activity; acetylcholine receptor activity.
GUUCGAUUUGGCCUAAAAAUAUCUCAGCUUGUAGAUGUGGAUGAGAAGAACCAACUCAUGACCACUAAUGUGUGGCUCUGGCAGGAGUGGGUGGAUUAUAAGCUGCGGUGGGACCCAGAGGACUAUGGUGGUAUAACUUUCAUCAGAGUGCCAUCAGAGAGCAUUUGGUUGCCAGACAUUGUGCUGUAUGAGAAUGCUGAUGGGCGUUUUGAGGGCUCAUUAAUGACCAAAGCUAUUAUAAAGUAUAAUGGUGCUGUCACCUGGACCCCUCCAGCCAGUUACAAGUCAGCCUGCAUGAUGGAUGUGACAUUUUUCCCAUUUGAUCGUCAGAACUGCUCAAUGAAGUUUGGCUCCUGGACGUAUGAUGGCACAAUGGUGGACCUGGUCCUCGUCAGUCAUCAGGUAGAUCGCAGUGACUUUUUCGACAAUGGUGAGUGGGAAAUUCUGAGUGCUACUGGCAUUAAGGGCAGACGGCAGGACGGCAGACUUUCCUACCCGUUCAUCACCUAUUCCUUCAUACUGAAACGACUUCCUCUGUUCUACACCCUAUUCCUGAUCAUUCCCUGUUUGGGGUUAUCCUUCCUCACUGUGCUGGUCUUCUAUCUUCCAUCAGACGAGGGUGAGAAGGUGUCGCUGUCCACCUCUGUGCUCGUUUCACUCACUGUCUUCCUUCUGGUUAUUGAAGAAAUCAUACCGUCCUCAUCUAAAGUCAUCCCUCUGAUUGGCGAGUACCUGCUCUUUAUCAUGAUCUUUGUCACCCUCUCCAUUAUUGUGACUGUAUUUGUGAUAAACGUGCACCACCGCUCCUCUACAACCUACCACCCAAUGGCCCCAUGGGUACGAGCGCUCUUCCUGCAGCGCCUGCCUCAGCUGCUGUGCAUGCGUGCUCACACAGACCGAUACCUGUACCCUGAGCUGGAACCGCAAAGUCCUGAUUUUAAGCCCAGCAGCAGGAAAGCACGACUAGGCUCUGAGAGUGAGGGUCAGGCUCUGAUCAACUUGUUGGAAAACGCCACCUGUUCCAUCCGCUACAUCUCACACCACAUCCGCAAGGAGCAUUUUAUCAGAGAGGUGGUGCAUGAUUGGAAGUUCGUGGCUCAAGUGCUGGACAGAAUUUUUCUCUGGGCCUUCCUUACUGUUUCUGUACUGGGCACUAUCCUCAUUUUCACUCCUGCUCUAAAACUGUACAGUUCUUCUUCUCCAUCAGCACCAUAA